AGCCCAAAGCCCGAGUCCUUCUACGCCCCUAACGCCGCUCUGCUCUACAGCCACGCCCAGGUCAUUCCCUCCGCCCCGCCGCCUGGUGCCACCGCCCUGGGAUCCACCACCUUGCCCUUUGCAUCUUCUCCCGCCGUCGGCGUCCCCUGCCGCCUCCCGCCCAUCCUCCAGGUCGAGAAGCAGCAGGUCACCACCACUGCCACCCAGGUCGCCAGCGCCAGCAGGAGGAGGAACGAGGCCCAUUUCGUUUGCCCUGUGCCCGGGUGCGGGAGCACCUUCACGAGGCGCUUCAAUCUCAGAGGUCACCUUCGUUCUCACACGGAAGAACGCCCUUAUGUGUGUGAGUGGCCCGGCUGCAACAAAGGCUUCGCCCGUCAGCAUGAUUGCAAGCGCCACCAAGCUCUGCAUCAGUCCAAAUCACAGACCAACGCUUGUUUGGGAUGCGGUAAGAACUUCAGCAGGCUCGACGCACUGAACAGACAUCGUACGUUUUGAUCUCCUUUGGACACAGUCCAGGACCCUGCUCACCGUGCCUUCGCUCUGCAGUCCGCUCCGAGGGAGGCUCCGAAUGCCGCCAAGCGGCCGAAGCCCAGAGCAUGGACGUGUCUAGCCCGAGCGGUACAAUCUCAUCUACGAGCGGCAGCAGCGCGCCCCCCUUGAGUGCAGACUCGGCGGACACACCGCAGAGCAGCGUCGUUGAGGUCGAGGCCGGAAGCAGUCCAUCCUCUGCUGGAGGAUCCGACUGACGACCGUUCGGAUCUAUCCUCCCCUGGCUCAUCCACCAUUUUUUUUUAUCUAAAUGCAUCCGUCUCCAAUUCUCCACACAGACACGCACACACGUCGUCGUCUCGUAUGAUUGAAAUUGGCCUUCCUCUUGUGUUCUGUGCCCUCCCUCGUCUGGUAUUCUUGUAUUGCGUUCUGCCUGCUAUAAAUGAUCCGUUUCUGU
Molecule: messenger RNA, 946 nt
Organism: Heterobasidion irregulare TC 32-1
Lineage: Eukaryota; Fungi; Basidiomycota; Agaricomycetes; Russulales; Bondarzewiaceae
Exons: 4
Biological process (GO): regulation of transcription by RNA polymerase II
Cellular component (GO): nucleus
Molecular function (GO): RNA polymerase II cis-regulatory region sequence-specific DNA binding; DNA-binding transcription factor activity, RNA polymerase II-specific
Source: RefSeq, a predicted model, not a curated record